Molecule: messenger RNA, 843 nt
Organism: Ustilaginoidea virens
Lineage: Eukaryota; Fungi; Ascomycota; Sordariomycetes; Hypocreales; Clavicipitaceae
Exons: 1
Coding region: 1-843 (280 amino acids)
Biological process (GO): protein processing
Cellular component (GO): endoplasmic reticulum; Dsc E3 ubiquitin ligase complex
Source: RefSeq, a predicted model, not a curated record
AUGGGGUCGCAUCCCCUCCUCGUCACCGUGCGCUUCUCCACCUCCAUCCCCGACAUCGACCUCGACAUCCCCCACCCGCACACCACCACCGUCCUCGCCCUCAAGCACCUCCUGCGCACGCGCCUCGCCACCCGCUCCCGCCUCCGCCUCAUCCACCAGGGCCGCAUCCUCCCCGACCCUGCGGCCCUCAGCGCCGUCCUCAAACUCCCCGCAGCACCGCCGCCGCCGCCGUCACCACCACCACCCCCUUCCGCCAAGGGCAAGGGCAAGGCCGUGGCCGGCCGCCCCCCCCCCGCGCGAACAUACCUCAACUGCUCCAUCGGCGACGACCUCUCGCCGCGGGAGCUCAUCGACGAGCAGGCCUCGGCGGCGCGACCGCCCUCCGCCGCGCCCGCCGAGCCCGCCGCCGCCGCCGCGAAUCGCCGCCGCCCGCGCGCGCGCUCCCGCCCAAGGGGCUUCGACCGCCUCCUGCAGGCGGGCUUCUCCGCGUCCGAGAUCGCCACCCUGCGCGCGCAGUUCGCCUCCAUCCAGACCGAGCGGUUCGCCCCGGACGCCGCGCCGUCGCCCGACGCCCUGCGCGGCCUGGAGGACGAGUGGAUCGACACCAACGCCGGCGAGCUGCCCUCGGCGCCGGCGAACCCGCUCGACGACGUGGGCAACAUGUCGAGCGUGCUGGACGUGCUCAUCCGGGGCAUGAUGGUCGGCUUCUUCUUCCCGCUCGGCAGCCUGACCUGGUUGCUGAGGCAGGGCGUCUGGAGCGACAAGUGGCAGAUCUUUGUGAGCUCCGGCAUCGUCCUGAGCAUCACCGUGGGCGUAGUCAUGGGCAUGUCGGGGGAGCGAUGA